Molecule: messenger RNA, 1232 nt
Organism: Olea europaea var. sylvestris
Lineage: Eukaryota; Viridiplantae; Streptophyta; Magnoliopsida; Lamiales; Oleaceae
Product: 15-cis-zeta-carotene isomerase, chloroplastic-like
Exons: 4
Coding region: 1-1107 (368 amino acids)
Biological process (GO): carotene biosynthetic process
Cellular component (GO): chloroplast
Molecular function (GO): 9,15,9'-tri-cis-zeta-carotene isomerase activity
Source: RefSeq, a predicted model, not a curated record
AUGGCAAUUUCUCUUCUACCGUCCCACCCUCUUUCCCCUCAGCUUCCUCUGCCAAAACCCAGAAUUUCUUUUUCCAAACUAACUUCAAAACCCAUUUGUUUUUCUUCAUCUUACCUCAAACCCAUUGAAAGUAAGCCUUUCAGAACCCAAUUAGCAAAAACCCCAGCUCAAUUUUACUCUUUGAAGAAGGUUUUAAUGCAGGUAGGACGAACAGAACCCGAGAGGACUGAUUAUCUGGUGGGGGAAGAUUCUGCACAAUUCGACUUGUCGAAACAGAAGAUUUUGUCAUGGGUUUAUUUUAUUGGUGUUGCAGGAGUUGUAGCUUAUGUUCUUUAUGCGGCGUGGAUUGAUAGCUCCACUGGAUUUGGUAAACCCUUCAUUGAAGCUGUUUCGAGCAUUUCCGAGAGCCCUGAGGUUGUAAUGUUACUUCUUACCAUCAUUUUCGCGAUUGCUCAUAGUGGCUUAGCUAGUCUGAGAGACACAGGUGAAAAACUCAUUGGAGAACGUGCAUUCCGUGUAUUGUUUGCUGGAACAGCUGUUCCACUAGCUCUUAGUACAGUUGUUUAUUUCAUUAACCAUAGAUAUGAUGGUGUACAGUUAUGGCAACUACAGGGUGUUCCUGCAAUACAUGAACUUGUUUGGUUCUCUAAUUUUAUUUCAUUCUUUUUUCUGUACCCGUCAACCUUCAAUUUGCUGGAGGUUGCAGCUGUUGACAAGCCCAAAAUGCAUCUUUGGGAAACCGGAAUAAUGAGAAUUACGAGGCACCCACAGAUGGUUGGGCAAGUAAUUUGGUGCGUGGCUCAUACAGUUUGGAUUGGGAAUUCUGUUGCGGUAGCAGCUUCUGUGGGUUUGAUUGCACACCAUCUAUUUGGUGUAUGGAAUGGAGACAGGAGGUUGGCUAUACGACAUGGUGAGGCUUUUGAAGUUGUGAAAGCAAGAACAAGUGUCAUCCCAUUUGCAGCAAUUCUUGAUGGGCGCCAGAAGUUGCCAAAAGAUUAUUACAAAGAAUUUCUUCGACUACCAUAUCUAACAAUAACAGCAUUAACUUUAGGUGCAUAUUUUGCUCACCCACUUAUGCAGGCUGCCAGUUUUCGGCUUCAUUGGUAGCUCAUGCAAUUUCUUCCCAUUUGAGGUGCGUGUGCCAGCUUGUAUAUGCGUAUAUUAGAUGAGAGAUACUAUCGUUCUCUUGGAUUCUUAAUAAUGAAGUUAUAAAAUGAUCUUUUGCAUAGAAA